Copidosoma floridanum is the source of this 459-nucleotide messenger RNA. RefSeq lists its product as uncharacterized. Lineage: Eukaryota; Metazoa; Arthropoda; Insecta; Hymenoptera; Encyrtidae. The record is from RefSeq and is a predicted model, not a curated record.
AUGAACGCGACCUCGUCGUCCAGAUUGUUUUCCCAGCUGAGGAUAGAACCGUAUAUCCCUGUGCUACAAGAUCCUACCACCCAAUAUCACAAGCAGCGUAUCACUAAGGUGACAAAGGAGCCUAGUGCACCAUUUGACCCCGAAAGGAUGCUAGGCUACUCGAGGACGGACGAGGACCUGCCGAUCUUGGACAUGGAGAACGAGGUACUGCAGAGGACCAUCAAGGACUACAACGCCUACAUGCAGAGCUCGAGUCUGGCCAGGAAUAAGGAGCAGGUGCAGAGCCCCGAUCGUGGACAGUUCAUUCCUGAACCAUCCCCAUCCUCGUCUUUGAGGUCAAUGGAGCCCAUGGCCCCACCAGAGAGCGAAGACGAGCUGCGUGGCGACCUUUCCUGCAUAAAUGGCACCUUCAUGCCAGCGCCGCUCGUACAGCACGCGGUCAUCAAAUAUGUUAAGUGA